Paramuricea clavata is the source of this 4550-nucleotide messenger RNA. The record is from the annotation of a GenBank genome assembly. NCBI's taxonomy places the organism in Eukaryota, Metazoa, Cnidaria, Anthozoa, Malacalcyonacea, Plexauridae.
AUGCCUUGGAAUGAAAGUCCAAAAAAAUGGAUAGCGUUAAACUACACCGACAACUCAUUAAACAGUGUGAUCGAAGACGGGAAGUUUAAAGGACAACUCAACAAACAAGUAAGUUCACAAUGGAUCACCUUUAGAAUCGAAAACAAAGAAGUGUCAUGCUAAAAAUAUAGUUUUUAAAUUAAGAUAAUCUUGUUUUGAUAAUUAACGACAAUACAGUAAACAGCGUUAGUAGUAUAAUAGAGAAGAGGUGUUCACCUUCCGUCAAAACGUCACCAUGCAUUUUAAAGUUAGCGUUAUUUUAUGCAUGUUUUCAAGGUUAUGUCACAUAUAUGUAUUCUCACUAAAGUGUCUGAAACAGAUGAAUGCAUGUCACAGGCUCGUAUGUUAUUAGGUUAUUCACGACAACUUGCUCUAACCCUAUCUUUGAUUUAUUAUGUAUAGAUAUCUGUUAGAACAGAUGUUAACGGGAGUUAGCAUACACAUUUUGAUGAAUUUUUACAUUUCAAUCAAUUAUACCCGACGACAUUCGUACUCGUACUCAUUCGUACUGCAUAUGGGUCGAAAUCAUUCGUAUGAGUUGCAAGCCUCUCCUGAUAUGUUGCAUUUACAGACCUACAGACCAAGACUGUGCACUAUUUAUCUCGGGACUUGGUGAUUGCUUGUCUAAGAUAGAUCUGGAAUUGAAUGUGAAUUGAUUUUAUUAGGUGAUUUCAAUAUCGAUCAAUAUAAUGGCUGCAAACAGAAUAAGCAAAAACGUAUUAACUUUGCACGUUCCGUGUAUUUGUCUCAAAUUAUAACAGAGCCAAUUGAUUGAUUUGGCUUUUGUCAAUAAUCAACAUCGUAUUGUCGACUCCGGUGCAGUUUCGUUAUCAUUGAGUGAUCAUUCUUUAGUGUACUGUUUAGUAAAAUGAGGUGUGAAAAAGGCUCCCCCUAGAACAAUGGAAUACCGCUCGUACAAGUCCUUUAAUGCCAAUACUUUUAUUCAUUUUAUAACUCCACAAACUUAAUGGGUGUGUCAUCUAGCACCGUAGGUUGGUUUAUUCCUACCUGAGCAAUCGGACGCAACAAACGUCUCGUGGACGUGAAUUGUCGCACACUCUUCCAGCCACUUUUGGAGUCCUCCCAGGGAGCAUUUAUGGCCCACUUCUCUUUCUCGUGUACAUAAACGAUCUGCCCAGUAUAUUACCAAUAAGUGCAAUGUUUCCUUGUAUGCCGAUGAAGUCUUAUAAUGCUACGCCUCAGAUGUCAAUGAUCUUGAAAGAAAUCUUGAUGAAGAUUUACUUAAGUUAGCGAUUUGGUUAAAUGAGUAUAAGCUGACACUGAAUUUAAAUAAAACUCGAUCAACGAUUAUAGGCAGUGAUAGGAAGUUAUGCAAUAUAUCUUCGAUCUCUGUCUCUGUCAACAACACUGAAGUCUCAACGCCAGCAAUUUCAAGUACUUAGGAGUCACCAUUACAGCCAACUUCAGUACCUGGUCAGAACAUAUAGAUCGCAUUUCCGCUAAAGGCAAUCAACGCCCAACCUCGUUCCCAGGCCUGGGAACGAGGCUGGUCAACGCCUAAGUCUAAUUGGCAGUAUUAAACACCUGCUACGAAUCCUUUUUAUAACAGUCUUGUACUCCCAAUAAUACAGUGCUAAUGAACAAUCAGAUACUCCAGAACAAAGCCCUCAAGAUUGUUUUAGAUAUAAACCACUUUUUUCAUCGGCAACAGACGCAUUAAACACAUUAGGCUGGAUCACUCUUGAACAACGUAUAGAUUGUAUCAUAGAUGCUUAUUUGUUUUUAAGUGUCUAAAUAAUCAUGCCUCACAUGGAUUUGAACUUCUAGCGAACAGAGAAAUACACAACCACAUUACGCGAUAUAAGGAGAAUUAAGGUCACCUAAAGUAAAUCGUUUCUUGGUGCUACAGUAUAGUUAAAUUCGUUAUAGACAGAAAUAGACAAAAUAAACAGAGGGAAACAUUUUAGAGGAGUUAGGUCUAUGAUCAGGAAGACAGUUAGAUAUAGAUAGUAUGUUAUAGACCGUCAAACACAUGUAAAAGUUGGCAUGUUUGUGUAUACAAUUCCCAUGGGCCUUACGAACAUGAGUGGGGGUACUCUUUGUGUCCAUGAAUUAUCUGCAUGAGUAGACUCAUGCAGAACUGCUACUCAUAUGCUCAUAAGACCCUUUGGUACGAUAUUUUUCUCACGCGCAACACGUCUAUAGGCAAAUACCAAGUCAUCAUGCAGUUUCAGAUAUCAGCAGCAACUCUUGAGUUUAUGAUCGGAGCAGCAACUCUGAGUCUAUGAACAGCAAUCUAAAAACCCCUCUUUAUUAUACAACUAUAUAGCGUUGGCCUAAUUUAAUCAAGAAAUUUAAUAUCUAUACCACGCUCAAGGGUGGGUUGACUACAAAAUUUUUGUAGUUCGCUAUAACUACAGCUACUUCAAAAAUAUGUAGUCAGCUACAACUACUGCUACUUUUGAACAAAGGUAGUUCGCUACUGACUACAGCUACUGCUUAAAAAAUGUAGCGAACUAUUUCGCUAUUUCGCUACUCUAUAUUUUUUAGUUUUACGGUAUUUGGAGCAUCCACUAGCUCAAGCUGUAAUAUAACCUAUAACAAAUCGACUUACGAGUAGCAACAGUAAACAAAAAGGGUCAAAGCAACAUUUUUAUAAGCACUACAGUGUUCAGGAGUGCCACUUUUCAUUGCGCUAAAAUAAUCUUUACUGUAUAAAAUAAUCUUUUAAGCAAACCGUGUCUUAAUAUCAUUCUAUUCUAUGAACGGUUGCUAACAUAUUUUAAAAAGUAGCGAAUAGCGAUUCGCUGUUUGAAAAGUAGUCAACUACUUGGCUACUUUUAGGCAAAAUGUAGUUCGCUAUAACUACAACUACUGUUUUAAAGAAGUAGUCAAAAACUACUGGCUACUUGAAAAUUGUAGUUCGCUACAGUAGCGAACUACAACUACUUGGCUACUACCCACCCUUGACCACGCUAUAACAGUUGAAAAAUUACUUCAUAGGUUAAUAGUUUUUAAAGGAAUUCGCAUUUUACUCUGUUUAGCAAAUCAAGAACUUUAUUUCUGUGUUGGUGUUGUGUACUCAGGUGAAUAAUAUGUUUGCGAUGUUACUCUGAGUGCAUAUCCACACCGGGCGAGCUUGAAAAAUAUGCCCGGCCACGGUGGGAUUCGAACCUACGACCUUUGGAAUACUAGCCCAAUGCUCUUCCUUGUAAGGAACUACUGCAAAGAAACAGGUUUGUGAGUCACCAACGUUUUUGGUGAAGGAUUUUGCAGAUGGAAAUUUCGACUUGUAAAUUUUAUACAUCUGGUUAGACCUAACCAGCAGCAGCUGCGAAAAAUGCAACUAUAGGCCCUCUGGCAGCAAUCCAAUCCGCGGCCUGGCGAUUUCGGUACAUCGCUCAAACCAAUUGAGCUGCAGAGUCCAGUACCAUUGCUGUGUAACAUAACGAAAAACUUAAUGAAAAACAUUCGAUUAGAAAUGUCGUGGUAUAAUUGAUGUUUGGACAUUCCAAAAGGAAUUUUUAAGAGGAAGAACAGUUUAAAUUAAACCGAUAGAACUAUUCAAUAUAAUCAAGUUAGUUUAAUCAAACUGUGGUUUAAUGUCCUCUACACCUCUAAGCAAACAAACAAAAGAAUCAGUAAUUUUUAUAGUGGCUUAUUGGAAAUGUGGUGCAAAUACCUUACUCUAAAAUUUCUGACUAAAGUUUACAUGCACGAUGUUACCAUGUGGUCUUGCUAAAAUUCACAUAACUUCGCACUCUUUAUAUGUCACUCAGCAACGGUGUUUACCAACUGCGAAAUACUGAUUCACUCGAACAAUAUCAAGUUUACUGUCACAUGACUGAAUUAUCUGGGUGUGGGCAAGGAGGUUGGACACUACUGAUGAAAGUAGAUGGGAACAAAGUACGGAUAAUCUUAGCCUAACAUAAUUUCUUCGAAUGCGUAAACAUGCAUGAAAAACAAUAUUAAUAAUAUAUAGAAAAAUGAGUAAACUUUUUGCUUUGCAGAAUGAAUUCAACUACAGCUCUCCUUACUGGACAAACAAGGAAACCUACGCAGUUGAAGAUGGACUUGAAGGUUUGAAUGAAAAGCAGGCAAAACUUGCUUCUUACUGGAACACACCGUUUAACAAAAUAUGCCUCGGAAUGAAAGUCAAUGGUGCUACAAAAUGGAUAGUGUUAAACUACACCACAAACUCGUUACACAGUGUGAUCGAAGACGGGACUUUUAAAAAAACAACCGUUGGAAAGGAAGCAUGGAAGUCUCUUAUCGAUGGUUCGUCUUUGCAAGAAAACUGUAAUAAAGAAGGAUUUAAUAUACAAAUGAAUUACGCGGUUUACGCGUGGCGGUGGUACACGAACAUACGAAUUGGUUUGCUGGCAAAUAAUGAAAACCACUGCAGUAGUUGUGACUCGUGCAUUGGCUUUGGAACUUCGGUAAGUGAAUGCGAGGAUGACGUAAGGAACACAACGUGCGGCAAUAUGGCUGUUUGUGAUCAGCUGAAAAAUAAGAACACGGCAGCAUUUGGAUAUAUACUCGUACAGUAG